AAGCUACCUUUUUUAAAAAAACUAUUUCCGAUGCCUCUUCGUUUUCCCUCCGACGUCUCCCCAAUGCCUAGUUCCAUCUCCCAUCCAUCCUUAACCCUCGCCAUCAACGCCGACGACGGGCAGCAUCCCUUUGUUUCGUCGCAAUCGUCUGGAAUGUCGACCACUUCGGCGCACAAUCAUCGUACCGUCGAUACCCAGUUCUCUUCCUUAUCCUCCAAGAAGAAGCGCAGACGCAAACGCAGCGAGAUGGUUCAAAAGGAGGUAAUACAAAUUGAAUCAGGCGGUGAAUCUGAUACAGAUUCAGUGGUAUUUAUUAGUGCAAACUCUUCAGAUCACAAGAAAAAGCAGCCUGUGGUAUAUGUGAACGAUGAUGAAGAGGAGAUAAAGCCGAAUCUUGCACCUGAAAGUACUGUGCCCUGCGAGCAGAAGGAGGUGGUUGGAGAAGAAAUUGACAUUAAUGUUAAAGCAUUUAAGCAAUUUGAUCUUGUUUGUGAUCAUUCAGAUCACUACUAUUCUAAAGCAACAGUUGUUAGAACAAGAAAUUGGGCAAAAAGUAUUCAGAAUGAGUGGAAGGUUCUCGAGAAUAAUUUACCUGAAACGAUAUUUGUCAGGGCCUUUGAAGACAGAAUGGACAUUCUCAGGGCUGUUAUUAUAGGACCCGAUGAAACUCCUUAUCAUGAUGGCCUCUUCUUCUUUGAUAUUCAAUUUCCUGCCAAUUAUCCCCAGUCACCUCCGGUUGUUUAUUACCACUCUGGAGGGCUUCGACUCAAUCCAAACUUGUAUGCUAAUGGCAAAGUCUGUCUUAGCCUUCUUAACACCUGGAGUGGAAGUGGCUGUGAGUUGUGGAAACCUUCAAAAUCGACCAUGCUACAAGUCUUGGUUUCUAUUCAAGCUCUGAUUCUGAACUCAAAGCCCUACUUCAAUGAACCCGGAUUCCCACGUCUAGCUAACACAAAGAAGGGACAGGAGAGUUCAAUUGCUUACAAUCGGGAGACCUUCCUGAGUUCCUGUCGAACAAUGCUGUACUCCCUCAGGAGACCACCGAAACACUUUGAGGACUUUGUUACUGAGCAUUUUCGCAACAAGGGAAUUGCUAUUCUGUUAGCUUGUAAGUCUUAUAUGGAAGGUGCUCUGGUCGGCUGUGCUGGCAAGCGAGACGAGAGCUGCCCACCACAAUUCAAAUCCUCCCUGAAAACUCUGUUUCAAGAUCUUCGGAAAGAGUUCAUGACAAAAGGAGUUGAUUGUGAGCAGGUUUGUGUUGCUGAGAUGAAUGGCACAGACAAGCCACUGCAAUCAGCUCUGCCGCAACUGCCAAUGGCGUGGACGGCUGCCGCGCUACCCCAACCGUCAUCGUUUAUGCCCAUGCCAAUGUUUCCAGCAGGGCCAUUGACAGAUCCUCAAACAAAUGCUCCAUGGAAUUUCCCUGGCUUUCCCAUUGCUAUGCCACCAGGCACUUCACUUGCUCCUGCUGAAAUGUCUGAUUUCUUAGGUGUAAUUAAUGGUGCUUUUGUAUACUCCGCCGCGCGAUCCCUUCUCUCUCUCUCUCGCUCUCGCUGUCUCUCGUUUCCUUGGUGUUUCUUCUCGGUGUUGCUUUCGAUUCUGGGCAAGAAGUGGUCGGAAACGGCAGGCGAUUGCUGCUCAUUGAGACGGGUAGAACUGGAGCCGAAGCAGACGAUCGGUUUUGGGCUGGCUUCCAAGUCUCGUGUGUUCCCUGGGAGCUUCUCUGACGAUCCGGAUCUUAUGGAGGGAUCGGCGUCGUCGUCGUCUGGGAGCUCGCCGGGCCAAUCCAAGCGGAAGCGUAAUCAGGUACCUCAUGACGUGAUCAGCUCUGAUGGUGAAGAUGAUCCAGAUGGAAUUGUUGGGGAUAAUAUUCCAGAUCAAAAGAAUAAGCAGCCAGUGGCAUAUGCUGAAGAUUGGCAAAACAUGACAAAGGAUGCUUUGACUACUGAGCUUAUUGGAUCAAGCACAUACAAAGUCUGGAAGGAUGAUGUUACUGUGCCAGAUAUCCCAGGAAGUUCUGAUCUGGACUUGAUCAACUUUAACAACUCAGAUGGAUAUGAAGAUGAUGAAUUUGACUUUGUGGAAGAUGAUAAUGUGGACUUUGCCUAUGAGAACUAUUUGACGGACAAUGACCUUAAUUCUAGUUUGGCUGCAAAACUUGAUGACCUGGACCUGCCUGCAGGGGUGGAAGCUUCUGUGUCAUGGUUGCAGAAGCAUGAUGUAAGGUCAACUAGAGCCAAAAAAGAGAAUACUGAUGAUGAAAUUGAACGGAAAUAUAAAGCCUUUAAGCAAUUUGAUACUGUGCAAGAUAGCUCAGAUCAUUACUUCGCCUGUCCAAAGUCUGAUGAUGGAGGAACAUCUGCAGUAAAGAAGCCACCAAAAGAAUGGGCGAAGAGAAUCCAGUCGGAGUGGAAGGUCUUAGAGAAAGAUUUACCUGAGAAUAUAUUUGUUCGAGUUUAUGAAGAUAGAAUGGAUCUUCUUAGGGCUCUCAUCAUAGGUCCUGCUGGAACUCCUUAUCACGAUGGUCUUUUCUUCUUUGACAUCUGCUUCCAAUCAAAUUAUCCCCAUUCACCACCGCUUGCACAUUAUCACUCGGGUGGGCUUCGAAUUAAUCCAAAUUUGUAUGCUUGCGGGAAAGUUUGUCUGAGUCUUCUGAACACUUGGCCUGGCAGUGGCUGUGAGAAGUGGAAUCCAUCUAGUUCUACUAUGCUGCAAGUGCUUGUCUCUAUUCAAGCUCUUGUUCUGAAUGCAGCACCUUAUUUUAACGAGCCUGGAUAUGAACAAUAUGCGAAUUCCUCUCAUGGAGAUCGUUUAUCCAGCAGCUACAAUGAGGAAACCUUUCUGCAUUCCUGCAAGACAAUGCUAUACACAAUGAGAAGACCACCACUGCAUUUUGACGUGUUUGUUUCUGGAUACUUUCGUGAGAAAGGGCGUGCUAUACUUGCUGCAUGUAGGGCUUACAUGCAGGGUGCCAAGGUUGGGAAUCCUAAUUUAGAUGUGCUGCCUGAUGCUCCUUCUGAUACAUCAUCCCCUUCCCCCGAGCUCUUGGAUGUUUUUUCUGAGGCGUCAUCCGCUUCCUCCUUCAAGCGCAUGCUGAAGAGUAUAUUUGAAGAGCUUUUAAUGGAGUUCACCGUCAAAGGUGCUGACUGUAAUGAGUUUCUCGUGCAAAAGGCGACGGCUGGACUUGCAAAAGGACCAGAUACUUCCCUAAAGCUAUGAGCUGAAAUUUCAAUGUUUCUUCAUCCCCUGAAUCUAGUGUAUCUCCUCUUAUGUGCCAGGUAGGACCGCAGAAGUAGCUCCAUCAGUUCCAUUAACUUGUAGGCCUUGUAAAUAGCGGGUUUGGGUAAUUGCUAGUUUUCAAUUUUGUUGCUGUAGUGACAUUUCCAAAUGUGGUCUAUAAUAUAUAUAUAUAUAUAUUUUUACAGUCCAAAAGAAACUUUCCUCAUUUCUUGUAUAUUUAACUUCCCAUUUAUUUCAAAUUUGUAAAGAUCAUAUUCUUCUUGUUA
Messenger RNA from Dioscorea cayenensis subsp. rotundata (Guinea yam), 3506 nucleotides. RefSeq lists its product as uncharacterized. The transcript has 15 exons. The record is from RefSeq and is a predicted model, not a curated record. The coding region runs from base 31 to 3219 and encodes 1062 amino acids. Gene Ontology annotation, molecular function: ubiquitin conjugating enzyme activity. NCBI's taxonomy places the organism in Eukaryota, Viridiplantae, Streptophyta, Magnoliopsida, Dioscoreales, Dioscoreaceae.